Molecule: messenger RNA, 2821 nt
Organism: Ixodes scapularis (black-legged tick)
Lineage: Eukaryota; Metazoa; Arthropoda; Arachnida; Ixodida; Ixodidae
Gene: Tip60
Product: histone acetyltransferase KAT5
Exons: 17
Coding region: 27-1601 (524 amino acids)
Biological process (GO): regulation of DNA-templated transcription
Molecular function (GO): histone acetyltransferase activity
Source: RefSeq, a predicted model, not a curated record
GGCGCAGCAUUCGUUUGUGAACCACCAUGACAGAGGACACAACUGAUCAUGAAAACUCAAACGAAUCGCCGCCACAAGUAACGGAAGGAUGCCGAAUGCCCGUGAGGAUGCGCAACAGCAACGACUGGCCGCUGGCCGAAAUCCUGAGCUUGAAGGAACUGGGAGACAACCAGUUCCUCUACUAUGUCCACUUCAUCGACUACAACAAGCGCCUGGACGAGUGGGUGACGGCGGAGCGGCUGGACAUGAAGAAGUUGCAGCUCCCGCGGAAAGAGAACAAGACGCCGCUCAAAGAUGUCAAGAACGGCUCACGCCCCUGCUCGCCGGACCCCCUGGCGCCACUGCCCGCAGGGAACGAACAGCCGUUGAGGCCAACCGAAGAGAAAGCGGACCUGUGGCCCCAGAAGUCCCCAGUUGACGUCAAAGGGUCCGCCGUAAAAGAGCUGGUGCCGCCUGCUCCAACGGAAUCUUGGGCCGAACAAUCGCCAGGGGAAGCCCCGGCUACGCCUCUAGCCAACAAAGAGGCCAGAGAGGCAAAGGAGAAUUCAGACAUCUGGAGUAACAAGGCAAGAACUCCGGAAACAAAUCUGGCUGUGAAAGAGAAUGGCGCUCCUCCGAAGAAGGCCAUCGCGGGGAGGAAACGGAAAUUCCCGGCUACCGAAAAUGAGGACUCUCAGGACUCCCUGACGCCGUGGCCCCGCCCAACGGGGAGCAUGGUGGCCCACCACGACGACAUUGUGACGCGCAUGAAGAACAUUGAGAUGAUCGAGCUGGGACGCAACCGCAUCCGGCCCUGGUACUUUUCCCCCUAUCCACAGGAACUAGUCAACUCCUGCAUUUACCUGUGCGAGUUCUGCCUCAAGUACACCAAGUCGAGAACUUGCCUCAAGCGGCAUCUGGCAAAGUGCACGCUCAAGCACCCUCCCGGGAAUGAGAUCUACCGGAAGGGGUCUUACUCAUUCUUCGAGAUUGACGGCCGGAAAAACAAGAUGUACGCACAGAACCUGUGCCUGCUGGCCAAGUGCUUUCUGGACCACAAGACCCUGUACUACGACACAGACCCGUUCCUGUUCUACGUCAUGACGGAGGUGGACAGCCGGGGCUACCACCUCGUCGGAUACUUCUCCAAGGAAAAGGAGUCUACAGAAGAUUACAAUGUGGCCUGCAUACUGACCCUGCCACCGUUUCAGCGGAAAGGUUUUGGCAAGCUGCUCAUUGAAUUCAGCUACGAGCUGUCCAAGUUCGAAGGCAAGACUGGCUCCCCGGAGAAGCCCCUGUCGGACCUGGGGCUCCUGUCGUACCGGUCCUACUGGUCCGAGACCAUCCUGGAGAUCAUGAUCAACAUGGCACCCUCGGAGGCCGGCGAGAAGCCUCAGAUCACCAUCCACGAGAUGAGUGAGCUGACGAGCAUCAAGAAGGAGGACGUGAUCUCGACACUGCAGUACCUGAACCUAAUCAACUACUACAAGGGCCAGUACAUCAUCACCCUGACGCGAGAGGUGGUGGAGGCGUACGAGCGGGCCGCCCUCAAGAGGCCCCUGCGCAUCGACCCCAAGUGCCUGCACUGGACCCCCAAAGACUGGGCCAAGCGGGGAAAGUGAGGCGGUCGGCCUUGACCGUCGCACAAACCCAGUUCAUCCGGACGGCGUUGACGCCGUCUGCUCAUCAUCCGAGCCCGUGAAAGCCUCUGGCGUUGUUGUCCCGUUUCCGCACACCCUGCUGUCGUGUCGCAACGGUCAAUGGUGUCUUGCUGUGUCGCCGCGCGCUACCUUUUACAAAGCCACCAGAUUCCCUUCCCCGGCUAUGCCCGUCGACAACCGUGAAUACGCCCAGGCACGCGAGCCCGUUCUACGGCAGCAGCUCGCCGCCAAAUGACGGAACUGUUCGUCGCGAGGUUUCUGUCCAAGGCAUGCCAUAUAGCGGCUUUGCUUUGGGUGGAUGGAUCCUUGGCGGCCUGCUAUCAGCCGGGCUUGCUCACUAGUGAUUUUGAGGAGCUAACAAUGUUUAGGAACGGUCACUUUACGUUGAAGCUCGACGGGAUCUGUCUAUCUUCUCGUGCUGACUACGGCGCGAGAAACGGCAUUGUCCGCUCUCUCCCGCUUGCCGCCGACCGGUACAACAAGGCAUCAUCACUUUUGGUACGGAUAGUUAUACUCAGUUUUGGCUAUUUUGUACUACGUCAUCGAGGCUAGAGUAGCUUCCACAGUGCUGCAUCCCUGCACUGCUGCAAGAGCAUGUGGCUUUGCUUUGGCAUCUCGAGGAAAAUGCAAAACGAAGCCAUGUGCUUGCGCAGGUGGCUUUUACAACAUUGGAGCACUGGAAGACGUUAGCCUUGACAAUGUGGCAUGAAAUCUUCGAUGCCGAGUGGUUAAUUCAACAUAGUGAAUAGUUUUACUGCCUGGCCUGUGUGUCGAAAGUUCAAAUUGCAGACGUGUCUCUGUGUGCCCUGCGUGACGAAGGUGUUUUCGGAUUGUGAUUGCCUUUUGAAGUAUGAUUAACGUCUACUAGCGAGGCCUGCAACACAGAGCUAACAGUGUUGGCACCUUUAGGAAAAUAUGACAAAAGAAAAAAAAAAAAAAAAAAGAGAAGACAAGGUGUUCCUUGUGAGACUCUUAAAGAGUCGAAAUUGUGUGUUCACAGAGCUGUGUUUUUGUGGUCAACUUAGGAUAUGGCUCCUUUUUGUACAUAGUUUACAAUUUCUCCCCCCAUAGUGGGUGUGUAUUUACUGUAAAAUUCUGUAUAUAUGCCCUUUUUUUUUCUUUUCUUUUUGGUAUAUGCUGCCACGCUGGAACGUUAGGUUAAUAAAAUUGUGUAAAUACAA